CUUACAAUCUCUUCUGUGAGUAUAGCCUCUCUCUCUCUCUCUCUCUCUCUCUCUCUCUCUCUCUCUCUCUCUCCCUCUCUCCUCCCUCUUCCCCCUUCUCUUCAUUCCCCACUUUCUGUAGUGACUCAUCACACUAUGUGUCUGGGACAUUCUGAAAUCAAAGUCACGCGUGAUUGAAACCACCUCACCGUCUUUUGCGAUAUCUAUUUCGAGCAGGAGGGAUACCUGACUAACAAACUUUGCCAGAAUCAAAGCCAUUUUCCCUUCUCACCAUCACCAUGUCUGCCGAGACUUUCGAGUUCCAGGCUGAGAUCUCUCAGCUCCUGUCGCUGAUCAUCAACACCGUCUACUCCAACAAGGAGAUUUUCCUGCGUGAACUGAUCUCCAACGCCUCCGAUGCUCUGGAUAAGAUUCGCUAUGAGUCUCUGUCGGACCCCUCCAAGCUCGACUCGGGCAAGGAUCUCCGUAUUGACAUCAUCCCCAACAAGGAGGCCAAGACUCUUACCAUCCGUGACACCGGUAUUGGUAUGACCAAGGCUGACUUGAUCAACAACCUCGGUACCAUCGCUCGCUCCGGUACUAAACAGUUCAUGGAAGCCCUCUCCGCUGGUGCUGAUAUCUCCAUGAUCGGUCAGUUCGGUGUCGGUUUCUACUCCGCCUACCUGGUUGCCGACCGCGUCACUGUCAUCUCCAAGAACAACGAUGACGAGCAGUACAUCUGGGAGUCCGCUGCCGGUGGUACCUUCACCCUCACCCAGGACACCGAGGGUGAGCAACUCGGCCGUGGCACCAAGAUCAUCCUUCACCUGAAGGAUGAGCAGACCGACUACCUCAACGAGAGCCGCAUCAAGGAGGUUGUCCGCAAGCACUCCGAGUUCAUCUCCUACCCCAUCUACCUCCACGUCCUCAAGGAGACCGAGAAGGAGGUUCCCGAUGAGGAGGCUGAGUCCAAGGAGGAGGAGAGUGACGAGAAGAAGCCCAAGAUCGAGGAGGUCGAUGAUGAGGAGGAGGAGAAGAAGGAGAAGAAGACUAAGACCGUCAAGGAGAGCAAGAUCGAGGAGGAGGAGCUUAACAAGACUAAGCCCAUCUGGACCCGCAACCCCGCCGACAUCACCCAGGAGGAGUACGCUGCCUUUUACAAGUCCCUCUCCAACGACUGGGAGGACCACCUGGCUGUUAAGCACUUCUCCGUUGAGGGUCAGCUCGAGUUCCGUGCCAUCCUCUAUGUUCCCAAGCGGGCUCCCUUUGACCUCUUCGAGACCAAGAAGACCAAGAACAACAUCAAGCUCUACGUCCGCCGUGUCUUCAUCACUGAUGAUGCUACCGACCUCAUCCCCGAGUGGCUCAGCUUCGUCAAGGGUGUUGUUGACUCUGAGGACCUUCCUCUCAACCUGUCCCGUGAGACUCUCCAGCAGAACAAGAUCAUGAAGGUCAUCAAGAAGAACAUUGUCAAGAAGACUCUCGAGCUCUUCACCGAGAUCGCUGAGGACCGUGAGCAGUUCGACAAGUUCUACUCUGCCUUCAACAAGAACAUCAAGCUCGGUAUCCACGAGGAUGCUCAGAACCGCCAGACCCUUGCCAAGCUCCUCCGUUACCAGUCCACCAAGUCUGGUGAUGAGUCCACCUCCCUUGCUGACUACGUCACUCGCAUGCCCGAGCACCAGAAGCAGAUCUACUACAUCACUGGCGAGUCCAUCAAGGCUGUUGCCAAGUCUCCCUUCCUCGACAGCCUUAAGCAGAAGAACUUCGAGGUUCUUUUCCUGGUUGACCCCAUUGAUGAGUACGCCUUCACUCAGCUGAAGGAGUUCGAUGGCAAGAAGCUUGUCGACAUUACCAAGGACUUCGAGCUCGAAGAGACCGAGGAGGAGAAGGCCGAGCGCGAGAAGGAGGAGAAGGAGUAUGAGUCCCUCGCUAAGAGCCUUAAGAACAUCCUUGGCGACAAGGUCGAGAAGGUUGUUGUCUCUCACAAGCUCGUUGGUGCCCCUUGCGCCAUCCGUACUGGUCAGUUCGGUUGGUCCGCCAACAUGGAGCGUAUCAUGAAGGCCCAGGCUCUCCGUGACACCUCCAUGAGCUCUUACAUGUCUUCUAAGAAGACCUUCGAGAUUUCUCCCAAGUCUUCUAUCGUCAAGGAGCUCAAGAAGAAGGUCGAGGCUGAUGGUGAGAGCGACCGCACUGUCAAGUCCAUCACCCAGCUUCUCUUCGAGACCUCCCUUCUUGUCUCUGGUUUCACCAUUGAGGAGCCCGCCAGCUUCGCUGAGCGCAUCCACAAGCUCGUCUCUCUUGGUCUGAACAUCGACGAGGAGGCCGACACCACCGAGGAGAAGGGUACCGAGGAGGCUGCGCCUGCUGCCGCCGCCGGCGAGUCCUCCAUGGAGGAGGUCGACUAAACGUCGAGCGCAAAGAUUUUCCCCAUUACGAAGCUUACAUGCGUUUGAUGACCCUCUAUAGUUCCGGCGGUAUUAGCCUCAGGGAUCUACUUGUUAAUCACUGAAUCGGUAUUGCUUUCUAAUAGGAACAGCGAAGGACCUCCCCUUGUUUAUUCUCUUCGUUUAUUACCCUACCACCUUGAUUCACGAUGUGAAUUCUUUCG
Messenger RNA from Aspergillus homomorphus CBS 101889, 2590 nucleotides. It is a transcript of the gene hsp90, whose product is annotated as chaperone Hsp90. Lineage: Eukaryota; Fungi; Ascomycota; Eurotiomycetes; Eurotiales; Aspergillaceae. The transcript has 2 exons. The record is from RefSeq and is a predicted model, not a curated record. Gene Ontology annotation, cellular component: perinuclear region of cytoplasm; protein-containing complex; cytosol. Gene Ontology annotation, molecular function: ATP hydrolysis activity; ATP-dependent protein folding chaperone; ATP binding. Gene Ontology annotation, biological process: protein folding; cellular response to heat; protein stabilization. Bases 279 to 2387 code for a protein of 702 amino acids.